Molecule: messenger RNA, 459 nt
Organism: Morchella importuna
Lineage: Eukaryota; Fungi; Ascomycota; Pezizomycetes; Pezizales; Morchellaceae
Exons: 1
Coding region: 1-459 (152 amino acids)
Source: RefSeq, a predicted model, not a curated record
AUGGAGAAAAAACAAAGAGAAUCAAGCUCAGAACCGGCUCAGAAGCGAAGAAGGUUGGAAGAAAGGCUUUCAUCCUUACCAGUACAUGGCAAGAUGCCAAUACUGAAAGCAGGACUGUCAUGGACAGUCAACGGCAAAGUUGAAGACGUCCAAGGGACAUUCCUCUUUGACACCAGUUGUACAGGAGCAAUCCUCAACCAGAGUUUUGUCAGGAAGCAUGGGGUUCCCUUAGUGUGGCAAGAUCAACCUCUGACAAUGUAUGAUGCUCAAGGAGAUAUCAUGAUGGGAGGAGGAGAGUAUUACACUAACACAGUCCACAUGAGCAUGGGAGAUCGUAGGGAGACACUCCGUUGGGAAUUGGCUACUCUGGAAGAAGGAAUAUCCGGCUCUCUGGCGAUUGCUUGUGCAAGGAAGCAUAACCUGGAUAUCAAUUGGGAACUCAACACCAUGAGCUGGUGA